Boleophthalmus pectinirostris (great blue-spotted mudskipper) is the source of this 2630-nucleotide messenger RNA. RefSeq lists its product as uncharacterized. The coding region runs from base 66 to 2420 and encodes 784 amino acids. Lineage: Eukaryota; Metazoa; Chordata; Actinopteri; Gobiiformes; Gobiidae. The transcript is spliced from 8 exons. The record is from RefSeq and is a predicted model, not a curated record.
GCUCCAGCUCUUAGCAACCGUGCCUCGGCAACAGAGCCAAGGCAACAGCGUGCCGUGUCUCCCCAAUGGAGCUGCCAUUGGGCGGACCAGCGCUCCGGCACUACACCCAGAGCAGACCGAGACCUCAUCGUCAAAAGCUGAAUUAUCGUCCCACCAGACUACAGGAGACCAUAAUCGAGUGUGAAAAUGAAGACUUUGAGCUUAUGGGGCGAGUCGAUGAAGGAGUUGAAGAGUUCUUUACAAAGAAAGUACUUCCCACUGAAACACUAAAAAAAGAAGAUGAUGAUGAAGAAGAAAUCAUCACAGUGCACGAAGUGGCUCCUGCAAGCACUGCCCCUUGUCCACCACCAACUAAAACACUCAGGAGGAAACUUGGUGAUUUUUUUACUCUUAAAAAGAGGCGUGCUCUAAAAUCCGAGCCAAGCCAAGAGGGCCGUCCAAAAAAGGCAUCAAUUGCUGAUUUUAUUCGGCCUCUCAGGGAAGUGGCCAGAGGUGAAAAGGAUAAAGAUAAAGACAAAGUGAAGGAACAUGACAAGGAAAAUGAAAAGGAAAAGGAAAAGGAGAAAAGCAAAGAUGGAACUGACACUGUGGAAGGUGUUCAGGGGAUGCCUAUUUCUGAUGCUCCACCAAUGAGAGGUGAAGCGGUGCCCCCCCGCAGGGCUCUCCGAGAGGGCAAGUCCCAGUCUCUCAUUUUACUGUCUGGAUCAGCCUCUGGGGCUAGUAGAAAUAAGAAACUUGAUGGCCAAAAUAGUUUUGAACAGAAACUUCAUCUAAUGCUGCAGCGCAUUGGCGUUUCUAAACCCCAGCCUGGAGAGACACAGAAUCAAGAAGGAGAGAUGAAAAAGGCAGAAUCUGAAGGUACUAUCAUUGACAAUAAGCCAGAGCCAACAUCUACAAAGCCUCGAACUAUGUCUGCAUCAUCAGAUACCAGACAUCAACUUCGAUCCAGUGUAUCAGCACAUGAGUCAGCAGGAAAACCUCCUCUACUACCGAAACCAGUCAUCAAGCCUUGCCCAAAUGCCACGAUAUCUCACACUCCUGAGAAUGAACUAGACCAAAUAGAAGGAGACCCCAAUGCACUGUCAUCAAAAAGGGAAGAGGCUGCUCCAGCUGUCAGUGCAAACUCCCCUCUGACAAUCUCAGACACUGUACCUGAUUCAGCCACAGUUUUACCUUCAAGUAAAACUGACACACAUGUAUGCACAGAGUCCACUGUAGAGACCAUAGCAUUUGCAAUUGAGGAAGAGUCGCACAGCACAGUUAUCCCUGAAGCUAGCCCAACCACCACUGAAGGACCCCCUUCCCCUACAUUAGAAAAAGCACUUAAAUGCACCCUUUCACCUACAACACCCACCCAUGAGUGUGAUACUUCAAGUUUGAUAGAAACUUCAACAUUUACCACACCUUCCACUUCCACAUUGGAAACUGUUAUUUUAGAAACUGCACCAAGUGAUGAUAACUCUAAAACAAUGGCAAAUAUUUCCUCUAAACUUUCGGUGCCAGAGCCAAAUCCUACUGUAAUCCAUAGCACUCUAGACACUGCUCUAACCUCUACCAGCAUAUCACACAUACCAGCAGGUCAAUCAGACAAUGUAGUUAUGACUGAAAGUGAUGAAUCUACACUGUGUACACAUGAAGGUAAAACUACUACAUCUGAGGCUCUUAGCUUAAGUGAUUGCUUGGUAACUGUUACUUCAACAAUUGCUGUUGACAGUACCUUUGUUACCACAACAGCUUCUUCUGCCCUCUCUGAAACCCUGUCUACCACCUCUAUUGCUGCCAAAUCUGAAAUCCCAGCAUCCCCAACAUACACAAUCUCCCCUUCAACCAUAAAUCAUACAUUCACAGCCAGUCAGGCUUCUAUCUCUGUCACCUCCAUUGUCACUAUUGCAUCUGAAAUGACUGACACCUCUCAAAACACAGCAGGGUCCACUACCAGCUCCCCAGCCAUGGCAAUCUCAGAGCCUUCUCCACAUACUGCCAUUAAUCCAAUCACUGUGGAAGUUUCUGCCUCUGACAAUGAAAAUGUUAUGGCUGAUCUGACCACCCCUUCAGAUGAGCACUCAGACCAAAAACAUGAGCUGACAUCACCAACUGAAGCAUCUGUCAAAGAAGAUUAUGUGAAUUUCACUGCAGAAAAAGUGAGAGAUGUAAUCCAAAUGAUUGAGGAAACCAACACAGCUGAGAUUAAAGAAAAAAGUGAAAGCAGCAAAGAGAGUGAAAAGAUAACAGAGGAACUAACAGUGAUCAGUGGUGAUAUAGUACAAGAUAGUGAAGAGAAGUCUAAAGAAGAAACCGUGAAAACAAAUGGCACAGCAGUAGCUGAAACAGAGGCAUCAAAUGGAGCAGGAGAUGAACUCUCUGGAGAUGAGACAGUGAAUGAAAAGCAACAAGAAAUUAAGUCUACUGAUGAAAAGUAAAUCCAAUAAUUAAAGUUUCAAAAUUUGGGACCAAAAACUGUGACUUAAACAAGAGAGUCCACAGUCAACCGAUGAUGGGGAAAUGAUCCAUGGCACUUCCUACACGGUCCACGGACCACCUUUAUCGCAGCACACCUCAGCAGGUGGACCACGGGACCAAAGAUCUGAAAUCCCCUUGAUGUGAUGUAUCAAAAAAUCCAGCAAGUCCUU